AUUGAUCCGAAGGAGCUGGAAGAGCUGAAAGCAGAAGUGAAAGCAGUUGUGAUGAACAACUGGGACCCCACUCCGAGACAAGUGAUCGAUCUCUUGAACGGCGGCAAGCUGGGAAAGUACGUAUGGAACCUCGUUGCACACGCGAGAAACAUGAUCCUCGCCGAAAUCUGUCUGGCCACCGAGUCCUGGCAUUCUUUCUACAAACGACUCUCUUGUUUGUGCCCCUCGUCAGCCGUGGUUGAACUCAUUGAACGCGAUCUCGACCCAGAUGUGAAAUAUUACUCCGACAUUGCGGAUAUGGUGAAACCUUCCGUGCUUCGAGAACACAUCAGACAAAUGGACAUCGAACUCGGGCAACUGAACGAAUCAUACGUCGGCAGCAUCAAGACCAACAUCCUGAACAACGACGAUGCGAAAGAGAGAGGAAUCACGGGCGAGUAUAAAUCGCUCGAGCAGCGGCAGCAAAAGCUCCUCCAGAAA
Notodromas monacha is the source of this 480-nucleotide messenger RNA. NCBI's taxonomy places the organism in Eukaryota, Metazoa, Arthropoda, Ostracoda, Podocopida, Cyprididae. The record is from the annotation of a GenBank genome assembly.